This is a messenger RNA of Sciurus carolinensis (gray squirrel), 2029 nucleotides long. It is a transcript of the gene Dio3, whose product is annotated as iodothyronine deiodinase 3. The transcript has a single exon. Gene Ontology annotation, molecular function: thyroxine 5'-deiodinase activity. The record is from RefSeq and is a predicted model, not a curated record. Lineage: Eukaryota; Metazoa; Chordata; Mammalia; Rodentia; Sciuridae.
GCGGGAGGCGGGCGGACGGGCUCCGGCAGUCGAGCGGCGCCCGCGGGCGAGCUGGGAAGGCGGCGGGAACCCAAAGUUGCCUCCUCGCGGGACCGCGUCCUCGGUGGGGCGGGAGCCAGGGCCACCGAAGCGGCGGCCGUGGACACCGACUCCUUCGGUACCUGGGCAGCGGCCCCGCACGAGCGGCAGCAGCGUGGGCGGCGUUGGCGGCGGCGCGCGGGAAGCGAACCGGAGCUCCGGCGCGGCGCGGCGGCCGCUGGGGAACUCGGCUCAGGUGCGCGGCGAGAGGGGGCGCGGACCGGGGCCGGGGCCGGGGCCAGGCUGCGGGGACCAGGGCCGCGCGCAGAGCUCGCGCUAGCUGGAGGACCUCCACCGCGGGCGCCCAGGUCCCCAGUACGGCUGCUAGUCCAGGCGGCAGCUGCGCCGGGGUCCCCCGCCCCUGAGAGCUGGCUGCGGGGCUCAGACCCGCCCCCCGCCGCCCCUGGCGGGACCGCUCCGCCCUCGGCCUGCCAGCGCCCGCCCUCGACCCAUGAUUUCUAGGGCAUUGGCCGCGCCGCUGGGUGAUCCCUCCGGGCUCAAGUUGCAAGGGGGCGGGCCUGGGCCGGAGGUGGAGUCUCCCGCCAAUUGAAGCCUCGGCUAUAAAUUGAGCUCCCUGCACGGCGAAGCCCAGAUGCCUCGCCAGGCCGCCUCGCGGUUGGUGGUCGAAGGUGAGGGGUCCCAGGGGGCCUCGGGGCCCACAGCCACCAUGCUCCGCUCCCUGCUGCUUCACUCCCUGAGGCUCUGUGCCCAGACCGCCUCGUGCCUCGUGCUCUUCCCGCGCUUCCUAGGCACGGCCUUCAUGCUCUGGCUCCUCGACUUCCUGUGCAUCCGCAAGCAUUUCCUGGGCCGCCGCCGCCAACCGGAGCCAGAAGUGGAGCUCAAUAGUGAGGGCGAGGAGGUGCCCCCCGACGACCCACCCAUCUGCGUGUCAGACGACAACCGUCUGUGCACCCUGGCGUCGCUCAAAGCCGUGUGGCAUGGCCAGAAGUUGGAUUUCUUCAAGCAGGCACACGAGGGCGGCCCGGCGCCCAACUCCGAGGUUGUCUUGCCCGAGGGCUUCCGGAGCCAGCGCAUCCUAGACUACGCCCAAGGGAACCGCCCACUGGUGCUCAAUUUCGGCAGCUGCACCUGACCUCCGUUCAUGGCGCGCAUGAGCGCCUUUCAGCGUCUGGUCACCAAGUACCAGCACGACGUCGACUUCCUCAUCAUCUACAUUGAGGAAGCACACCCCUCCGACGGCUGGGUCACCACGGACUCCCCCUACAUCAUUCCCCAACACCGGAGCCUGGAGGACCGAGUCAGCGCAGCAAGGGUGCUGCAGCAAGGUGCGCCAGGCUGCGCACUUGUCCUGGACACCAUGGCCAAUUCCAGCAGCUCAGCCUACGGUGCCUAUUUCGAGCGCCUCUACGUCAUCCAGAGUGGCACCAUCAUGUACCAGGGCGGCCGUGGCCCAGACGGCUACCAGGUCUCAGAGUUGCGCUCUUGGCUGGAGCGCUAUGAUGAGCAGCUGCAUGGCGCUCGGGCCCGUCGGUUGUAAGCAGUCAACCGUCAACUGACUGAACUUGGCGAGCUGGGCCUUCGGGCCUUUGAAGCCCGCGUGCAAGCACCCCAAAGGAAGUCAAGCUUGGCGAGGCCCCGAUGGCACAGAUGCGCUGAGCCACGGAUCUUAGGCUGAGCCUGCCUCCCAGAGACUCCGCUUCAGUGACUGACUCUCAUUUAUACCUACCUGGCUCGCUUGAAAUCCUCUUAGCAGCACUGAUGUGGUGCUCACGGCACCGUGUGUGCCCCCAGGACUUGCCCCUACAGCACUUUUUCACACCUGCUUCCCAGCGCGCCUUCAACCAAGCACCGCAGCGCUUCAGAGCGCAGAGACCUUGGCCACGCCCCGCGCUGAGCGCAGCUGGGUUCCACCAGCGCUCUAGGCUCGCGCUAGUUGCCUGGCACCCACCUGUCGCGCGCAGGAAGCCCUGCUGCUUUCGUGUUUACUUCU